Molecule: messenger RNA, 946 nt
Organism: Drosophila hydei
Lineage: Eukaryota; Metazoa; Arthropoda; Insecta; Diptera; Drosophilidae
Gene: Cpr49Ae
Product: endocuticle structural glycoprotein ABD-4
Exons: 3
Coding region: 124-534 (136 amino acids)
Cellular component (GO): chitin-based extracellular matrix
Molecular function (GO): structural constituent of chitin-based larval cuticle
Source: RefSeq, a predicted model, not a curated record
UUGGGCAUCAUUAAAAAAUCUUUUGUUCAAUUAACAACAAGUGUGAAGUGUGGUGUGCCGAUCGCUGAAAAGGAUAAGCCCAACUUUGGAUUACAUUACCGAAUCACAUAAUUGCAAUAAAACAUGAAGAACUUUGCCCUUUGCCUGUCCGCUGCUGCGCUGCUCUGCCUGGUACACGCUGCACCCAAGCCCCAGGGUGGCGAGCCAAUUGCGAUUAUAAGCCAAGAAUCUAAUAUCGAGCCGGAUGGUGCCUACAAUUAUGCCUACGAAACAGCUAAUGGAAUCAAGGCGGAGGAAACUGGAACCGUGAAGAAGGCCACAUCUGCGGAUUCUACGGAUGUGAUCAUUGUCAAAGGUUCCGUGUCCUAUACUUCACCUGAGGGAGAGGUGAUUACGCUCAACUAUGCGGCCGAUGAUGAGAAUGGCUUCCAGCCACAGGGCUCGCAUUUGCCCACUCCUCCACCAAUCCCACCAGCGAUCCAGAAGGCGCUCGACUAUCUGCUCAGCCUGCCCCCAUCGCAGCGUCGUCGUUAAGAUGCAUCUGGAGUUUAUAUAGAACAAAUAUUGACCACGCUAACGUUACUCUGAUACUCUACACCCAAUGAAGCAAUUUGCUGCUAACCCGUAUAUCAUCAAUCAAUCAAUACCUUAAUACGAACACCAACAUCGAGCAGCUGACUGAAGAACACAACCUGCACACCUGCACACACACACACAAACACAAACACUCACACACAUAUAUGUACUCAAACACCCAAAUAUGUUAUAUAUUUUUUGUUUUGAUUUCUGAACUUUUUCUUAAUACCUUAUCCGAUUUCUUUUAUUCUUUUUCGUCUUUAAACUUAUACUGUGCUUAAGAUCUUUUAGUCGCCGGAACUUUGCCAUUUUCGGACUCAUGUGAUAUCAUCGAUUUACUAAUGAAAUCAAGAAGAAAAUGUAAAAAAAA